AUGGUUUCCACCACUAUCACCUUCAGCAAAGCGGACGUUCAACCCCCAGUUUUUGUCGCUGGAAGCUUCACGAAAUGGAGCCCCCUAGAGAUGCAGGUCAAGCGGAGUGAAACCCCUGGCCCUGUCGAGAACCAGUUUUCAUUUGAGAUCGACCUCCAACCUGGGGAAUAUCAAUACAAGUUCAGAUUGGGUCCUGGUGACUGGUGGGUCCUGGAUGACGCGUCGCCGUCAGCUGAUGAUGGCUCUGGCAACGUCAACAACAUCCUUCGAGUUCAACCAGACGGUCCAAAAGCCCCGGAACCUGAACAGAAUAAUACGGCACAGAUCCCGUUUAGCGUCGAGGACGAAGUCGUAUCCACACUCCCUUCGGAUUUGAAAGGUAGCCAGGCGGCCACAGCGUUGAGUGGAAAGGCCCCAGCAAAUGUCCCAGCAAAUAUUGGCCAGAAGAUAGUGAAGGACCAAGGACCGAAGGAAGUCUCUGAACGGAAAUCUGAGAAGGUAAACUCCCAUGUUGAUGGACACAAGGAAGACUCCCUACCCGAUAUUGCACCACCACCAUACUCGGUCACAACGGAAACUGGAGCUGGACUAACCCCUUCUUCGUUGAAAUCAGAAUCUGCCACUUUGGAGAGUACUGAUGGCAGGAACAAUGCUCGAAGUGAUGACAUCAAAGGCUCUUCUGAAAGCAAACAAAGUCAUGAAUCUUGGACCAAUCGCCUUUGCAGUAGAAAUGUGGCGCUGCUCAUUGCAGUUCUCGCUGUUCCAGUGGCUGUCUCUUUUCUUUGGUAUCGCUAA
Molecule: messenger RNA, 795 nt
Organism: Exophiala aquamarina CBS 119918
Lineage: Eukaryota; Fungi; Ascomycota; Eurotiomycetes; Chaetothyriales; Herpotrichiellaceae
Exons: 3
Coding region: 1-795 (264 amino acids)
Source: RefSeq, a predicted model, not a curated record